Molecule: messenger RNA, 1302 nt
Organism: Colletotrichum orchidophilum
Lineage: Eukaryota; Fungi; Ascomycota; Sordariomycetes; Glomerellales; Glomerellaceae
Exons: 5
Coding region: 1-1302 (433 amino acids)
Source: RefSeq, a predicted model, not a curated record
AUGGCUGUUCAGCUGCCUCAAGAAGAGCUAGGCACAGCUAUAGGAGUGCUCGUCUACUCCUUGUUCUGCCUAGCAUGUAGUAUUGUCAUGGCAUGGCUGGUGUAUGCCCAUCGUGAAGGCCUCAGCUAUGUCGCUCUGGUAUCAUAUCUCACAGGCUUGUCGACGGCCGCUUCUGUCGCCCAGCAAAUUCACACGAUUGUACGAUGGAGAGAUAUCAAGCUUGCACAGUUCGAGCACUUGACCGCCCAUGUUGGCAAUCCUGAACUUGCCAUCGCCGGCCAGGCAACUGGUCUUGACCUUGUGCUUUUCUACAUUCAAUUCUACAGCUACAACGUUGAAGCAGUCCUGACCUUCUUUUGGGCUCUCGCUCUUACUCAGUCUAUCUUUCAGUUGGAGCCCGUCGUCAAGUCCACCCGCAAACGAGCGAACUAUAUUGCCAAAGCUACGGCUGUUUUGCUGCCGGCGAUUUUGAUGGGGAUCCUGCGACUCGAGGUUGUCCAGAAGCAGACAGUACCCUUCCUGGUCUUGGCUGAUGGUAUCAUGGGUUUCUGUCUGAGCGGCAGCGGAAUUCUGCUCAUCGUCAUCUUGGUCAAAUACGUCCACACGCGCCGAAACCUUCUUUCUUGGAAAGUUCAAUACGGUCAACGCUCGAACAGCACGAAGAGCAGUGACACGCUCGUCUUUGAUAGCGGAAGGGAAACCCACCGCCGAAGCAUCUACGACAGAUGGCUAGUAGUACGGUUCAGCAUAGCUUUCGUUGCGUUAGCCAUCUUUCAGGUCGUCACCAUUCUGUUUCAAGUUUCGGCCGCAAAACAAAUUUCCCGCGACUCUGCGAGCAAGAGCCCGGACCUCAGCACGGAACGACUGCAUCUGGAUCUCAUACUUUUUCUGCCCGGUGUGUCCGCUAGCCUGCUGACAUUUGUCGUUUUUGGCACAACCAAGACGUUUCGAGAUUAUCUGGUGGCACGGCUCAUUCCGAGGUGGCUCCGCGAGAAGAGUAGGAGGACGAGCAACCAGGCGCAACGACGCAAUACUCGCACCCGAAUGUCGCAAGCGUUUUCUGCGAGGAGGAAGAGCAUAACGUAUCCGCCACGAAUUUCCUUGACGCCGUAUGUUGUGGACAACGCCGGUCUGUACACACCCACGGCCGAUGGGAAUGGGAUUCAGCUGAGGGAGUUGAAUAUCGAUGGGUCGAGAAAGGUCGCCGAGGACGACCGGUGGCCCCUUGUUGGCUCUGAUACGUCUGAGGCGUCUGAUGGGCCUGCGAAACCUGUAAAUUUGUAUUUGUACCCGAAACAGUAG